This is a messenger RNA of Phalaenopsis equestris, 1397 nucleotides long. Its product is annotated as interactor of constitutive active ROPs 1-like. Bases 206 to 1297 code for a protein of 363 amino acids. Lineage: Eukaryota; Viridiplantae; Streptophyta; Magnoliopsida; Asparagales; Orchidaceae. The record is from RefSeq and is a predicted model, not a curated record. The transcript has 3 exons.
UAACUGGAAGCAAAUUAAUUUUUAUAUCUUUUGUAACGUUGCACAUUGUCCUCUCCGAAGUCCUUUUUUGACUGCCCGCUCUUCUGUUUCUCUGUCUCCCUCCUUGGAAACCGCUCAGCUCUAAAAUUUGAAAGCCAAACGACGCUCUCCUUCAUCCAAGCAACUUGAGCUCAAAUAAACAGUGAAGAGAAGGAGAGAAGCAAAAAUGCCAAGAAUAUCAGAGAUACCACCACACCAACGCCAUUCUCAUCGCGUUCCACUUCGUCUCAAGUCCACGGCAUCCUCGGAAGCUAACUCCCUGCACCGCACGGCGGGCAUCGAACGAAGCUCCAAACUCGAAGAUCGUAGCUCUUCUCGCAUUGUGCUCGAAGAGAAAAAGAGGGGGUUGAGAUUGGCGGAUCUGGAGAAGAAGCUCGACCAAACGAUGGAGGAGCUUAAGAAGCUCAAGGAACAGCUGGCUUCAGCGGAGGCGGCCAAAACGGUUGUGGAGAACAAACUCGAAAAGGUGGAGAAAGCUGCUGUUUUUCCUCUGUCGACAAAAACUCUUCCAAAUCCAGAAGAUGUGGAUGAGGUAGAUGAAAAAGACAAGCUUUUGCCAGCAGAAAAAGACAGCGAUAGUUGCAUAACCUCAGAUGUAGAUGAAAUUGCUGCGUCUUGCUGCGAGGACAAUGCAAGCAAACCGGAGAUAAUGGUGACUAUUGAGAAAACGAGUAGAUCAGAAGAGAAGGGGGAAGGCGAGGUGAGGAGUAAGCAUGUGGUAGAAUCUACUGAUAUCCUGGAGAUGGCCAAGGUGAGAGCCAAGCUGGCAGAGCAGGCGAAGAAGCUGGAGACUGUUGUAGCAGAGAAGGAAAGCCUUGAAAAGGAAGCGGGGGAAGCAAAGGCGGCCUUAUCUAUAAGCGGGAUGAAAACAGAGGAGAUGGAGAUCAAGCUUGCAGAAACAGAGGAGGAGCUGAAACAAAGUAAGUCAUUGGUACUGCAGUUGAAGCAGAAACUGGAUGCCGAGGAAGUUAGUAAAGCGUCUAUGGAAGCGGAGAUGAAGCUUCUCAGGAUUCAAACAGAUCAGUGGCGCAAGGCCUCAGAGGCUGCAGCCUCCAUACUCUAUACAGGAGAUGAGAGUUUCAGAUCAGCGCUGAAACCACUCGAAAGCGGCAAUUUUUUGAACAAUGGAGUUCUGUGGUCGCCUUUGGUAACCGGUGCAGAGGUUGCUGAAGGACAAGAUGGACAAAAGAAGAGAGGGAGCGGCAGCGGAAUAAGAGUGUUUGGAGAACUCUGGAAGCGAAAGGGACAGCAGAAGUGAUCAAAACUGAAUUUGAAAACUGGUUGUGAGUAUCAUCAACCAACCUGUUCCUUGUUGGUCUUUGUUUCCCAUGUUUUAUGCGCUUUGUUUGUUCUGUUGU